AACCUCCGCGCCCUGACCUCCUGGGUGGGCAUCGCCCGGCUCUUCGCCGUCGUGCUGUCCUGCCUCGCCUUCAGCUUGGUGGCCUCCACCAGGGACUUUGGGGGUCCCUACGGGACGUGGUGCAUGUUCACCUGGUGCUUCUGCUUCGCCGUGACUCUGCUGGUGCUGCUGCUGGAGCUGCUGGAGCUCUACCCCAAGCUGCCCCUCUCCUGGGAUGACUUCACCUCGGCGUUCUCCAUGCUGGCAGCGUUGAUGGUCUUCACCACCUCAGUGGUCUUCCCCUCCACCUUCAUCAGCAGCCCCUGCAGCGGCAGCAAGUGUGCCCGGCAGGCCGUGGCCACCACCGCCUCCUGCCUCUGCUUCCUCGCCUAUGCCAUUGAGGUGGGGCUCACCCGCGCCAAGCCAGGGGACAUCAGCAGCUUCCUCUCCACAGUGCCCGGGCUCCUCAAGGUCUUUGAAGCCUACGUGGCCUGUCUCAUCUUCUCCUUGCUGGAUACCUACAGUUCGGAAGCUGGUUUGCAGUGGUGCGUGGCCGUCUACUCCAUCUGCUUCAUCAUCACCCUCCUCAUCAUCAUCUUCACCAUCGGCCGGUGCCUCACCUACAUCCCUUGCCCGCUGGAGAAGAUGCUGGUGGGCUACAACGCCCUGGCCCUGAUGAUGUACAUCACCGCCACCAUCCUCUGGCCUCUCUACAGCUUCAGGGGGAGGAACCGCCCCAACCCCUGCGGUAGGAACUGCUGGUGGAACAAGCACCUGGGGGUCACCUUCCUCACCAUCUUCAACCUCAUCGCCUACUUGGUGGACCUGGUCUACUCCACCAGGAUGGUCUUUGUCAGGGCACCUCCCUAA
This is a messenger RNA of Antrostomus carolinensis (chuck-will's-widow), 849 nucleotides long. RefSeq names its product myeloid associated differentiation marker (gene MYADM). The annotation marks the transcript as partial. The record is from RefSeq and is a predicted model, not a curated record. The transcript is spliced from 2 exons. Gene Ontology annotation, cellular component: membrane. Lineage: Eukaryota; Metazoa; Chordata; Aves; Caprimulgiformes; Caprimulgidae.